AUGAACCAUGAAAUCAGUGACUUCACGUUAAUCUUCGUCAGAUACACGCUAGUGCUGUUAUUACCGGUGAAUAUCAUCGGAAAUUCUUUUGUGGUUACUAUGUUCUUGAAGAUGAAAACUCUGACCCGUCAGUCCUCUGACUUACUGCUCUUCAACCUUGCAAUAGCGGAUCUACUGUUUGGAAUUGUAGUUUUAACCUGCAGCUUGGUAUUCCAUUUCGUUGGUACAGAAAUCAAUGAUUUCUACUGUAAGGCCACUGGUGGUGUGGUCUAUUUAAGCUGUGGGGUGUCUGUAUACACCCUGACAGUCAUCGCAAUGGAAAGAUCUAGAGCCGUCUUAAAACCUGCACGAGCUAGGAUAAGAAGGUCUAACAUUACAAGAAAUCGCAGAAUCCUUCAGAUCAUUUGGUUUACAACACUUAUUGUCAUCAGCCCUAUUUUCAUAUUUCUGAAGAAAAUGGACGUCUCUGACGACAUUGUCGAUUGUGGUUUCGUUCAAGACGCGGUCAUGGCUCGGUUUGGGAGAAUCUAUGACGCUAUAGUGGUACUUGUUCUUUUUUUAGGUCCCAAUUGCUUCAUUUGUUGCCUGUAUGGUAAGCUAAUUUUUAAACUUUGGUAUGACCGUCAAAUGCACCAGAAACCGAGACUUGCCUUGAUGCAUUCCCGAUGCAAACUGACCAAACUGUCCUUCGUAAUUAGCGCAGUAUUUACAAUAUGCUGGACUCCGUAUUAUUUCCGAACGCUGGUCACUCUCGUUUAUGGACAACAGAUGUUAGUUUUGAGUUUAGUGGUGUGUCGGGUUUUAGUUGUAGUCAAUUCUUGCGCGAAUCCCAUCAUAUAUACAUUACAAUGCCCUCGAUUUAGAAUUCAUUUGAGACAAUUGCUUGAUUGUAGAAACAAGAUAUCACCGCAUAUCCCUUAG
Messenger RNA from Pocillopora damicornis (cauliflower coral), 921 nucleotides. RefSeq names its product neuropeptides B/W receptor type 2-like. The record is from RefSeq and is a predicted model, not a curated record. Gene Ontology annotation, cellular component: plasma membrane. Gene Ontology annotation, biological process: G protein-coupled receptor signaling pathway. Gene Ontology annotation, molecular function: G protein-coupled receptor activity. NCBI's taxonomy places the organism in Eukaryota, Metazoa, Cnidaria, Anthozoa, Scleractinia, Pocilloporidae.